This is a messenger RNA of Anoplopoma fimbria (sablefish), 831 nucleotides long. RefSeq names its product histone H2B-like. Lineage: Eukaryota; Metazoa; Chordata; Actinopteri; Perciformes; Anoplopomatidae. The coding region runs from base 16 to 390 and encodes 124 amino acids. Gene Ontology annotation, molecular function: protein heterodimerization activity; structural constituent of chromatin; DNA binding. The transcript has a single exon. Gene Ontology annotation, cellular component: nucleosome. The record is from RefSeq and is a predicted model, not a curated record.
AGGAAACCAAGAAUCAUGCCUGACGCAGUAGUUAAAGCGCCCAAGAAGGGCUCCAAGAAAGCCGUCGCUAAGAGCGUCAGCAAGACUGGCAAGAAGAGGAGAAAGUCCAGGAAGGAGAGCUACGCCAUCUACGUGUACAAAGUGAUGAAGCAGGUCCACCCUGAUACCGGCAUCUCCUCCAAGGCCAUGGGCAUCAUGAACUCGUUCGUGAGCGACAUCUUUGAGCGCAUCGCCGGUGAGGCCUCUCGUCUGGCUCACUACAACAAGCGCUCCACCAUCACCUCCAGGGAGAUCCAGACCGCUGUCCGCCUGCUGCUGCCCGGUGAGCUGGCGAAGCACGCCGUGUCUGAGGGAACCAAGGCCGUGACCAAGUACACGAGCUCCAAGUAAACCUGAUAAACCUGAUGUAGACCAACAACCCAAAGGCUCUUUUAAGAGCCACACACUUCUUCUGAAGACUUGUUCCUGUUCAAUAAGAUUAUUCAUGACUAAAUGCGAAUGUUAUUUCCAAGAAUCUACAUGAUGCUGCUGCACAAGGCUGUCUUUUCACUGUGGCAGUGGAAUAUACUAUGGCUAGAUCAGCCUUUAUUAACAAGGACCAUCAAGUAAUUCUAUUUUCCUGAAAAAUGUAUGAUCUUUGGAGAAUUGGAGUCAAUCUUGUAUGUGCAAUAAAGCUGAUUAUGAAACUCAAGAGUACUAGUAUAACCUGCAUAUGAUCAGAAGCUAUCUUGUCUUGCACAUAUUACUAUGGUUCUUUGUUCAGUCCUUAAUGGGUAACCAGAGAGCACUGCAAAAAUGCAUCUGGCUGUUAUAAAUAUUAAAGAAACUAAG